Messenger RNA from Bolinopsis microptera, 2229 nucleotides. RefSeq names its product digestive cysteine proteinase 2-like. Gene Ontology annotation, cellular component: lysosome. Gene Ontology annotation, molecular function: cysteine-type endopeptidase activator activity involved in apoptotic process; cysteine-type endopeptidase activity. Lineage: Eukaryota; Metazoa; Ctenophora; Tentaculata; Lobata; Bolinopsidae. Bases 142 to 1728 code for a protein of 528 amino acids. The record is from RefSeq and is a predicted model, not a curated record. The transcript is spliced from 12 exons. Gene Ontology annotation, biological process: positive regulation of apoptotic signaling pathway; immune response; positive regulation of peptidase activity.
AUAACUAACCCGUAUUUAUGAUGUUAGGAUGCUGUUAAUCCUCUUGUCAUUGAUAGUGACAACUCAAACUGCGCCCCAGUUCUUUAAAAACUACCACGCUACUGGAUUAUUUAAAAACUAACCCGUACUUAUGAUGUUAGGAUGCUGUUAAUCCUCUUGUCACUGAUAGUGACAACUCAAACUGCGCCCCAGUUCUUUAAAAACUACCAUGCUACUGGGUUUGUGAGCCUGCCUUACGCUGAGAUCAAGGAACCGUUUGAAGCUUGGUUUUCUCAAUCUCUCAACAAAAGCAGGAUCGAUGUGUACGAUGGUAUGGUAAAGAAUGUGGUAGAUGCAGCCGGUGGAGCUGGCUACAAAGUAGCCCCUAUGACUAACGAGAAGAUGGCUAACCAACUCACUUGCUUCAAAACUGAAUUCGAUGCCGGCGACGAAGUUGAUAUUCAGGGAAUACUCCCGGACACCAGCCUGUUCUCAAGUGUAGGAACAGAGAUGGUUAACGGGUUAUCUUGUAACAAAUGGGUCUACUUGAACACCCCUAACGGUACUCACCUGACUCAAACCUACACACUGUACGUGUACGGAGAUGCGUACCCGAUUAAGCUGGUGAUGGAGGGUUACAACAUCAUAUCUGGGUCACAUGUCGACAAGUAUGUUAUCGACUACACAACCUACUCUUCGGGAGAUGACAUACCAGAGGCCCUGUUUUCGGAGCCCUACGCUUCAUUGGACUGUGACGGCUACCCUGGACCCGGGCUUGCUGGUAUUCAUACUGAUAUAUUCGCUGAUAUUGUGGGAGCUGUUCAUGAUCAUGAGGGGAAUUUCAACCAUUUCAAGGGAAACCACGGCAAGAAAUACAGCAGUAAAGAGGAGCACAGUGAUAGAUUCGCUGCUUAUCGUAACAAUAUCAGAUACAUUGACUCAAAGAACAGACAAGGACUCUCCUACAAGCUUGGUGAGAAUCACAUGGCUGAUUGGUUCCCUCAUGAGCACACCAGGCUCCGUGGAAAGCUGUAUUCGGGUGAACAAAAUAACGGAAAACCUUUCUUGAAAGAAGAAAUGAAAAACGCAAACCUCCCUGAAAACUAUGACCAACGUGUAGAGGGUGCCAUCGGUCCUGUCAAAGAUCAAGCUAUCUGUGGUUCAUGCUGGUCUUUCGCUACAACGGGUUCUAUUGAAGGAGCCUUCUUUAAACGAUAUGGCUACAGAGUAUCUCUUUCUGAACAAAAUUUAAUGGACUGCUCGUGGGGGUACGGUAACAACGCGUGUGACGGAGGGGAGGAGUGGAGAGCGUAUGAGUGGAUGCUGAAACACGGAGGUAUUGCUUAUGAGGAGGAAUAUGGACAGUACCUUAUGGCGGACGGAUACUGUCACUACGAGAAGACAGAGAAGCGUGUCAAGAUAUCUAGCUACACAAACGUAACCGGAGAGGAGCACCUCCAGCUAGCUCUCUUCAACAAGGGAGCUGUGGCUGUCAACAUUGACGCUAGUCACAAGUCACUCAGUUUCUAUGAGAGUGGGGUUUACUACGAGGAGGCUUGCAAGAACGGCCCAGAAGAUCUGGAUCACGCGGUGCUAGCUGUUGGGUGGGGUACUCUUGGUGGACAACAAUAUUGGAUUGUGAAGAACAGCUGGUCAACCCACUGGGGAAAUGUGGGCUAUGUUCUGAUGAGCAGAAAGGAUAACAACUGUGGUGUUUCUACUGAUGCAACGUACGUACAAAUUGAGUAAAUAUACAGUUGUUUCCUGGGAACAGCUGAAAACUAUUGGUGUUGGACAGUUUUGAGUUUAUUCUUUUUCGAUAGUGAUCAGCUGAUGAGGCUGUUGAUGAUUUUGUUUCCUUCACUUCUUUGCUUUUAUUCGGGCUAUAACACUUAACAGUGACCUCUAAGGCAUGUGAUUGUGAUCUUCAGAUAAUUCAUGUUACAAUUUUUGAUUGGACGUGAUAAGGGCGUUAUACAUUUUUAUAGUAAUUGUUGUUUUGUAACCGAUCGGGUUUUUUAGAUUGAGAGAGCUUUCAAUUUGUAAUGACAGACAUUUUUAAAGGUUCGGAAAGCACCAUGCUUCACCGUCAGUCUUUGUUUUUUUCACAUUUUUUACUGUUUUUCAUUUUAUUAUGAUAAUUCUGUUUUUGGUAUUUUGUAUGACUGGAAUUUUAUAGGGUUGAGGAUUUGGUGAUGAUUUUUACUACAUUAAUCCAUGAUCGUGGAAUUCGGUAACUUUUUUACAAUU